Messenger RNA from Tachysurus vachellii, 1516 nucleotides. RefSeq names its product interferon-induced protein 44-like. The record is from RefSeq and is a predicted model, not a curated record. NCBI's taxonomy places the organism in Eukaryota, Metazoa, Chordata, Actinopteri, Siluriformes, Bagridae. Bases 983 to 1516 code for a protein of 177 amino acids. The transcript has 5 exons.
CCUUCUUUAUGGGCAUAAAAAAGUGUUAUUUUGUACUAAAAAAGGUGUCUUUUAGACUUGAGUGUCACGGAUUCCACACAGUUUCACCCAGUUGACUUGUCUCUGGCCUUGAGGUCCAUGAGAAAAUGCACAGUACUGUUCCAUAUAUCAAGCAAGCAUUUCUAUAAAAAAAAUAAAAUUGGUCUGAAGGUAAAAAUUUUCUAUAAAAGCCCCUCUGACAGUACAUCAGAGGUUUAUAUGAAGUGUUUAGUAAUAGUGUUCAUUCACAUGGAUUUAUGUGGUAGAUGUACAGUAAAAUAAAUAAAAUGAAAAGCUUAGAUAUAAAGUUUUCUGUCAGCAUAUUCAUGUCCAGUGUGUCCAAAUAGACAUUAGCAUGCAUAGUGAGUCGUGUUAAUGGCAUACAAAAAGACCUGUACCAGAAGAGAAAAGACAUGUCAGGGAGGCAGGGAUAAAAGCAGACCCAAACGCAGGGAUAACAAAUAAAAAAAGUAAAAAGCAAAAGUCCUGACAAGACAUUAGAGACAUUAGAGACAUAGGGGGCAGCAGCAGGGUGCAACAGUAAAAACUUCACAAGAGAUGGUGUUAGGCACCACCAGUCAUGUGGCCAGUCAGAGUUUCACUGAUCAUUUCAAUAUGUGGAGAGGAAAAAUACAAUAAAGUGUAGCAUUAUAUUCACUGAUGAAAGAAUGAUUGACUCUUUAUAAAACUCUUUCUGCUGAUUCCUAGGGAAAAAGCUGAACUACUGACUUAUGUGAAAGAUUUCAAUCCCAGCACUGAGGUCCUCAGGAUUUUGUUGUAUGGACCAGUUGGUUCUGGGAAAUCAUGCUUCAUCAACUCGGUCCAGAGGGUCCUCUUAGGCCGUAAUUUCAUAGGUGCUCUGGAAAGCUCUGCACUUACAGGAACAAGCUUCACAAAAAUAUUGAACAUUCACAAGCUGAAGAAGGGCAGAGGUGAGUGUUAUCCUCUGGAGAUUGUUGACAUCAUGGGGAUUGAAUCAUCAGGAGGGAUAAAACCUGAAGACAUCAACAAGGCGUUCAAGGGACACAUUUUAGAUAAGUACACAUUUAAUCCUGUGUCAGCCAUAACUAAUGACAAUCCAAAAUACAGAAAGGAGCCAGCUUUGAGUGAUAAAGUUCACUGUCUGGUCUGUAUUCUGCCUGCGGACUCGGUUUCAAGAAUGGAUGAAGACAUCUUUAAAAAACUGAAGGAUGUCAGAGAACAUGCUAGCGAUCUGGAAAUCCCUCAGGUUAUUGUCAUGACAAAGGUGGAUAAAGCGUGUGAGCUGGUUAACCAGGAUUUAAAGAAAAUCUACUACAGCAAGAAGAUCAAAGAGAAGGUAGCGGAGUGUAGUAAUAAUAUCGGCAUCCCACUAAAUGCCAUCUACCCUGUAAAGAACUACGCUGAAUCCAUCACUCAAGAUCCAGACACUGACAUACUCAUCCUCACGGCACUGAGAGAUAUUCUACAUUUUGCAGAAUGCUUUGUGGAACGAGAGAUGGAAAAAGAAAAGUAUUGA